UCAUUGGUAUAUACUUUUGAUCUCUAAACAUGGCCGGAGACAGUGAAAAAAAUCUUGCAAAACCCGCUGGUAUUCCUGAGGCUGUGUUUGUUGUAUCAGAAUGGAUCACCAUGUCAUGUGUCUUACCCGGCUUUGUCGAGUCUGUGGGGCCAAGGUCAAAACCAGCAAAAGUCUGUCUCCGAAAGAGAAAUACUCGGAUUUGCUGCGUGAUGUUUAUGGAAUUGAUGUUAUGGGAGAUGAUCCGGAAAUUCAUCCUCCUAAGCUUUGUGCAACUUGCAGAUUAAGACUGACAAGGUUCAAUCCAGAAGCAGGAGACCCACAUCCAGGAAGUGGAAGAAAUUUGGCAGAUUUCUCUCCCCACACCGAUGACUCGUGUCCCAUCUGCCCCACGUUACCCACGCAACAACAACCUGUUGCCUCGACUACAGCUACAUAUAGACCAAUCGUUCCUAAGACGACAUCAGAUGCAACAAGGAACCUUUUUUCUCCAAUCAAGGACGUGAAAGAAAAGAAGUUCAUUUGGAGUGCAAAAGAAAGUCUGCACUCAAUUCAGAGAGAUUCAGCAAGGAAGAGGGUUAAAGGAGCGUCAGACUACAUGAGAGACUACUGUGAGAAGGAAAAUGAGGACGAGGCGGAUGUCUUGUUUUUUCUUCUACAGGACAAGCUGUUCAAGUCCAAGGAUUCUCGAUACAAAUCGGUAUCUGAACUUUGGAGAGAGGUGGAUUCAUCUCAUGGCCUCUCGGUCGACGAUUGCCUCGCCAUGCGAGUUGGGCUGUUAGAGACUAAGGGCAAAUACGCUGAACAAUACCACUUCUUUAGGAGCAAGGGUGAGACGUCCUUGAAGCCUCCAGGAGCUUUGGACGAUAGGGAGGCGUCAUACAUGCCAGGGUCUGCUAGAUUCGGAAUGUUAAACGCAGCAAGUUACUGUCACCACACUCCGGUGAAGCCGAGCCUUGCAUCCCUCCAGGACGAUAGAUUCGCCAACUCAUAUGAGCCCCAGCUUCUUGGUGGUCCAACUGUCAGGGAGUUUGCAGACCCGAAUUGUGUUGGCGUCGCAUGGAGCUACAGGGAGGCAGUUGCCAAGACGCUGGAAGAGCUUGACAUGGAGAUCAGCCAAGGUUUGGCAGAAAAUGGAUUGCCCACUGAUGAUCCAGAGACAAUCAUUUACACCACCAUCAAAGACGGUGCAGAUGGAAUGGGUGACGUUUCAGUUUACAAAACAGUUGCGGAUACCUACCUACCAGACAAAGCGUUCCGGGCGUCAUUUGUUAUUUUAAAAUGUGAGGCAGAGAAGGAAGGAUCACGAGUUACCGUAUUUGAGGAGGAGAAACCGAAUGCUGUCAAUGUAUGCAGGCCAAUUCUCGAAGCUGUAGGUGAUGAGAAUUCGCCAUCAACGUCAGCCCAGCUGUUACGGAACAUUGAAUACGAGAGAAGUGCUAUGCAAUCAGGAUAUAUGAAGGUAUAUGACUGCAAUGGAUCAACGCGUCUCCACAAAUUAAAGAUUUAUAAUUCGAUGAUUGACGAAAAACUAGAUCGUUCGGAUGGUGGGCUACAAGGUAGUGGGUCAAAGUUCUUGUGCACCCUGUGCCAUGCAACUAGAGACACAGCAAAAUCAGCUCUUGGAACUUUUCUCAUAGACCGAACGUUCCAGGAGACCAUGGACAUUGGGAAAUACAUUGAGGUAAAUCCGGACAAAUUGUCACAAGCAGAACUUGUCAGUGUUGCACAUGGAGUGAAGAGAGUGCCUCUUUUGAUGUCGGAUCCGAGGAUGAAGCUGUUGGAUGCAACACACGCAGACAUCAACUUGGGCCAAUUUUUCAAGAAAAUUAUCAUUCGAGAAAUUGCAGGGAUACAAGUUUGGGAACAGAAUCAGGAUAUAAAGGAAUACAUAAAUGACGCGGAGAAGAGGCUUAAUGACCAUGUACGUUCCCGGAUCGGGUUGGCACCAACGCUAAUGAUGCCUGGUAACUACGCGAGAGCGCUUUUUGAUGUCAAGAAUGAGGAAUGCUUCCUUGAACUCAUCCCUUCAGCUGAGAGGAGGCAUCAUCUUUCAUCUGUUCUUCAAAAAUUCAGGUCACUUAGGAAAGUGUACAGGGCUCUCAAGCCCAUUCGAGAGGAGGUAAUCAAAUAUAAGGCUACUGCAGUCAAGAUGGGCCAAGAACUGCUAGAUAACUUUGGCUACGUAAUGUGGCCAAAUUACUUACACAAAGUAAUUGAACAUGUUCAAGAAAUCCUUGAUGACCAAGAUGGCCCAGGCAGCAUUGGAGCUCUAAGUGGCGAAGGCAGUGAGGCGGCAAACAAAUUGUUUCGCCAUCUCAGGAAGUAUGCUUCUAGGAGAAGUACCGUUGAGGAGAGCUUGAGGGAUGUACUGUGGUUCCAUUGGAUGUAUACAUCGCCGAAGCUACGUGCCUUGCGAGCAGCAAGUUUAGUAAAGAGGAAAUAUCAUUGUUCAAUUUGUGGAAAGGAGGGACACAGCAAGGUUACGUGCCCCUCAGCCCCUAGUACCAGCAAGUGAUGACAAGUGGAUCCCUAAGUCUCGCCAUCACUUAGUUCUUACAACUAUUGUAAUGGACCUAUCUAGAGUAUAGCUCUAUUUUCUAGUAUUUCUAGCAAACAAAAACUGAAAAUAUUGAUUUUUUUAUACACAUACUGUUUGUGAACAUUGUUUGGCAUCUUUUCAGAUUUGUAAAAAAAAAUGUUUAAAAAUAUGGUGAUUAAUAGUCGACUAUUAGUAUGCUCAUGUUUUGACCUGACAGGUGAUGAUCUGACCCAAAGAAUGUUGUCUUGCAGUCUACUUCCUCAAUUUUAACCAAUGCUCAUAAAACUUUGGUCUUAGGGAACAUUUCACUUUCGGUGUUAGCCUUGGUGUUGGUGCUAGUGUUGAAAUUUUGAUUGCUUCCCCUAGCUCCAAAACUUAUUCAGAGUUUGUAAAACUGAUCCAGAUCACAUUGUUGACAUCUCAACAACUAGUGAGUGACUUUUCGGGACCAUCCUCAUUUUAUGUUUGGUGUUAUAAUUGUGUAGAAAUUGACCCAACACCAAAAGGUCAACACUGAACUUGAAAUCACCCUAUGUGUUGGGAACUCUAUUGCUAUGGUAAUGGCAUAUUUAAUCAAUUAAUGUGCAAACAUCAUGCAAAUCAAGGUCGGACUACAAUGUACUUUUUAUGACCUAUGCUCAAGAAAAUUGGCACACAUGUGUCAUGAGCUGAAGAUGUGCAAGACACAUUUUCAGUAAUGUUACCAUGGCUUCCAAUUUAUAGCUAGUAGUGCUCAUGAAAAUUGGCUGAAAUAUAUAUUUUUUUUAAAUAAAGAACUGAAAGAUUAUCUUCCAAAUCUAACAGAGGAGGGUGGGGGUAUUAAUCAUCUCAAUGAUAUUUCCAGUUAUCUUGAAUAUAUUUUGUCUGCUCACCUUUUGUCUUUUUUUAGAAUUACCAGUUACCUGUAUAUACUUUCAGAAAAUAGGAAAGCAGAUUGUUGUUUUUGAAAUAUUUGUAAAUAAAAUCUAGAAAAAGUCACAUUAAAUAUACAAUAUUUGAAGCAUGGUAAUGAAUCUGCAUUUAUUAUCUAUGCAAGUGUACAUGUACAUGAUCUUAUAUCCAGUUAAUUUCUUGCUCGCAAAAAAAAAUCAAAGCGGUACUACAAAUCAUUCACAUUUAAUAAUGACACAAAAUUUGACUGCCUUUUUAAAACAGAAGAUUACUAUAAUGCUCUGGAACUUAUUGAAAUACCAAUCUAUUUUAAAUAGGUGUACAUUGUAGAGCACACUACUUUCCUCUUUGAAAUGUAGCAAUGAAUGUAUGUAUGGAUAUUUCCAUUGCUCUUUGUGAAUUUGAAUAAUGAAGAAAACUUUACAAACCAUUUUGGAACUAGUGUUUGCCGAUUUGCUAUAGAAUCACCGAAAUUAUAUAAAUCCUGAAGUUUUCUGAAGGUAAAUUGCAUUGCACACAGUGAUGUGAUAUCCCCACUUGUUCUUUCAUAUUGUAUUAAAAGGAAAUCAUGUGUAUUCAUUUUUUUUACCUCCAUGACUACUGAGAAUUUUUUGACAACUGAUUGAAUAACGUAUCAUUAUUACUGUACUCCAAUAUUGAAUAAUCAUGAUUUCAUGUAACCAGAUAAAUAAAGUGGGGAUGUAACAUCAGUCACCUAAUGAAUAUUUAUUACGAUGUACAUAAAUUAUACAAACAUUGUUUAACUAUUUUCACAAAAUAUUGACAAACUUUGUACUUCAUUAAGAUUUUGUUGAAAUUGUGUUUUUCUUAAUUUAUUUUCAUCAUGGAGUACCCCUUAACAAGUGAGUAAUUACAAAAUAAAUAGUAAGCAUACAAUUUUAAUUAUUAAAAUACAUGUAUUUACUUAAAUGUUUGUUGGACUACGCCAAAUCUGUUUGCUUUUUAUAGUGAUAUGACAAAGAUCUUAUAUCCUUUAACAGAAAAAGAUGUUGAGAGUAACUACAUAAUUAUUACAGGUUUGCAGGUACAUGUAUUUGUUAUUGUAAUUACAUGUACAUAUGGUACUUACUUUAAAUCAUUCUUACAUUCAAUUCAUCGAAGGUGUUUAAAGAUAUAUUAAAAUAGGUGUAGUCAACUUGUCAAAUUGAAUCGAAUGAUUAAAUUUACAAUACAUGUAUGAACACCAGCUUACAUGUACUGUACAUACCGGUACUCAGUCAAAUCAUGAAAAAAUCAUUACGAUCGGCAGUCUAUCUUGAUAUACCAUAUUGUAAUUUAGCAAUAACUUUACUAUACUUUAUGCAAUAUUAUUUUUUAUCGCAGAAAACUAUCUCCCAUUUAUGAAACACAAUUUCAAUCAGCUCAAUAAGAGAAAAAACAUUUUCAUCUUGUACAUGUACAUUUAGUCUGAUGAUUCAUGCAAACACAUGGAGUGUCUAAAUUUCAGAAUUUUGUAUAUACAUGUAUCUCACAAUUGUGCAAACAGGAGAAUGCAAAUUUAAAACACUAGUUUGAUUUGGCUCAUCCGUUAUUAAAUAUGAACUUUCUUUAUG
This is a messenger RNA of Lytechinus pictus (painted urchin), 5004 nucleotides long. Its product is annotated as V(D)J recombination-activating protein 1-like. The record is from RefSeq and is a predicted model, not a curated record. Gene Ontology annotation, cellular component: endodeoxyribonuclease complex; nucleus; DNA recombinase complex. Gene Ontology annotation, molecular function: ubiquitin protein ligase activity; sequence-specific DNA binding; double-stranded DNA endonuclease activity. The transcript is spliced from 4 exons. Bases 101 to 2515 code for a protein of 804 amino acids. Lineage: Eukaryota; Metazoa; Echinodermata; Echinoidea; Temnopleuroida; Toxopneustidae. Gene Ontology annotation, biological process: V(D)J recombination; pre-B cell allelic exclusion; adaptive immune response.